Molecule: messenger RNA, 1236 nt
Organism: Oppiella nova
Lineage: Eukaryota; Metazoa; Arthropoda; Arachnida; Sarcoptiformes; Oppiidae
Source: the annotation of a GenBank genome assembly
AUGGAUAGAUUGAGCAGGGGCUCACUUUGUAUGAUUGGGGUUCAGGGUAAUUCGGGUGAAUACAAGCACUAUGACGUCCACUCCCUUUAUGGGCUAACUAUGGCUAUCACUACCAGAAAAGCACUAAAUGAGAUAACAAACAAAAGGGGGUUUGUAUUAUCCCGGUCCACUUUUGUCUCAUCGGGACAAUACACGGGUCACUGGUUGGGAGAUAAUCACAGCAAAUGGUCUCAUAUUAAGGAUUCCGUGAUAGGAAUGAUGGAAUUUAAUUUGUUUGGCAUUCCCUAUAUAGGAUCAGACAUUUGUGGCUUUUUCGGACUGCCCACACCAGACCUAUGUCGUCGUUGGCAACAAGUCGGAGCCUUUUAUCCAUUCAGUAGAAACCAUCACGAAAAUGGUCAGGAGAUGGAACAGGACCCGGCUAUUUGGGCUGAUAGGGGACACCCGGAAGUGACCGAAGCGGCCAAACAAUCACUUUAUCUGAGAUACCAAUUACUUCCCUAUUUAUAUACCCUGUUCUUCAAAGCACACGUAUUGGGCAACACUGUUGUCAGACCUCUGUUUCACGAGUACCCGACUGAUCCGCAAACACAUAGUAUCGACGAACAGUUUAUGUGGGGAUCAGUUGUACUCUUUUCUCCCUUCCUUUUCGAAAACCAAAAGGAAGUGAAUGCAUACCUUCCCAAUGAUGUCUGGUAUGAACCGACCGAUGAAUUUGUGAAACUCUAUCCCAAGACCGGAUUAAUUAAGAUUGCAGAUAAUAAUAGACAGGUUCCUCCCAUACAUCUUAGGGGUGGAAAUAUUCUGCCCAUUGGUUACAACAAAGCAGUCAAUACAGAGGUAUUGAGAGACAAACCGAUUAAUCUGGAGGUCUAUCCCAAAGACAAAAAGGCGACGGGAGAUCUGUUUUGGGACGACGGAGACUCUCUCAACACUAUUGAGACAAAACAAUAUAAUUUCUAUGAAUUUGAAUUGCUUGCUAACUGUUCACUACAAUUAAGAGUCAAAACUAAAGGCUAUAAUUCAAGUAAACCUCAUUUGAUUGAGAAAGUAUUAAUAGCCAACACACUUAACGCCAAAAUCAAUGCAUUACUCGAUGGAAAAGCAAUUGAAAAUGUUGUCGUAAAAGAGGAUUACAUUAUAUUUCCAGUGAAUAUCGAUUUGAAUGCUGCACAAGUGGGUCAGAUAUGGAAGAUUGAGUGGAAAACUGUUGACAACACAUGUAAUUUGAAAUAA